Molecule: messenger RNA, 1395 nt
Organism: Paramecium tetraurelia
Lineage: Eukaryota; Ciliophora; Oligohymenophorea; Peniculida; Parameciidae
Exons: 4
Biological process (GO): intracellular mRNA localization
Cellular component (GO): endoplasmic reticulum; ribonucleoprotein complex; nuclear outer membrane-endoplasmic reticulum membrane network
Molecular function (GO): mRNA binding
Source: RefSeq, a predicted model, not a curated record
AUAUUUUUAAAAAAUUUAUAUGGACCCCACACCAUAGCCAGAAGUCUAAAAGGAGGAGAAAAAGCCAAACUAGAGCAGAGGAGAGAACAGAAAGAGAGAGCCUAAGCAAAAGUAACAGCAAGUUCAAUACGUCGUAAAGGGAGAGGAAGGUGCUGCAACUGAAGCAAAGAAGGAGACCUAAGAAUAGUAGGGUGAAUAGGGAGAGAAGCAAUAAAAGAAGAAGCAAAGAGAGGACAGAAAGCGACCUGAAUUCGACUGGGAUAAGACCAAGAUCACUCUUGAAAGUAAAGUACCAGAAUUGCCUGCUCAUCCUCCUUAAAAGCCAAGCAAAGAUGAUCAUUACAAAUAAUUGGAUAAGAUUAAUGAAGACAUCAGAAAGCAAUGGAAUCAUUUCAAUGAUUUUGUUAAAAAUGUUAAGGAGCAAUAAAAUUUGGCUAGACAAGGCAAUCAAGAUAAGUUCUAAAACGAAGUGAAACCAUUAGGAUAAGUGAUUGGAGAAAAGAUUAAAUUAGCCACCGAGAAAUCAUCAGAAUUGUAGAAAAUGAAGAGUGAGAAUGAUGAAAUCAAAAUUCAAAUCAACAAACUCUUUAAUUAAUCAUAAGAAUACAGAUAAAAGAUGAAGAGUUUAGAUGAUCCCGACAGAAUCAUCGAUGAAUUGGCUAGAUUGAAGGAAUCACUCUAAUAAGAUAAGUUGAGUGCAAAUGAAGAAAAGAGAAUUGUACAAUAAAUAAGUGCUUUGGAAAGAUCACUUCCAUACAUUGAGCCAUUGUAAAAGUUGGAGAAGGAAUAGAAAGUUCUUAGAACUAAAUCAGCAGCUAUUGGAAAGGCUAUGAGUGUUCUAUAUUAAAGCAUUCAAGAGUUGAAUGGAGAAAUUGGCAAAUACAAGUCUGAUUAUGACAAGUUGAAGGAUAGUACAAAGGAUUCUGUUGUUGCUAAAUAAAAUCCUCUUAUUGACAAGGAAAGACAAAUCAUUGAAACCAAAGUUUAGGAAUUGAAAGACAGAAAGGAAAAAUUGAAGAAGGAUUACAAUAAUGCUUGGGAUAAAUAUGAAGAUUUUGAAGAUUUGGAAAGGUACAGAGAAUGGUUCUUAAAACAACUCAACAGAAUCAAGAAAGAUUCUGAGAGAAAGAAGAGGGAAGAAGAAAGAAAGAAAAGAGAAGAAGCUAGAGCAAAAAGAGAAGCUGACAGAGAAGCAGAAGAGAAGGCUGAAGCUGAAGCCAAGGCAAAAGAAUUAGAAAAUGUCAAUCCAUUCUAAUAUUAAGUUGAUCUUUGCGAUACAUUGAUCACCUAUUUGAAUAAACUUAAACCCACUGCUGCCUAAUAACAAGCCCAAUAAUAAAAAUAAAUAGAUGUUGAAUAAGUUUUAAAGAGUGACGAUUGGAAGAAAGAGAAAUG